Sarcophilus harrisii (Tasmanian devil) is the source of this 3391-nucleotide messenger RNA. It is a transcript of the gene NDNF, whose product is annotated as neuron derived neurotrophic factor. Gene Ontology annotation, molecular function: protein binding. Bases 919 to 2628 code for a protein of 569 amino acids. The transcript is spliced from 4 exons. The record is from RefSeq and is a predicted model, not a curated record. Gene Ontology annotation, biological process: extracellular matrix organization. NCBI's taxonomy places the organism in Eukaryota, Metazoa, Chordata, Mammalia, Dasyuromorphia, Dasyuridae.
GUCUCUGAGCUUCACUAGUGAGUGACACUCGGAGCGCACACACUCUCGCUCCUCGCUGAGUCGCCCUGGGGAAGAGGAAAGGAGAGAAGAGGAAAGGGAGCACCCAGUCCCACAGCUUCGGGUGCACCAGGAUAUCAGACAGUCGGGGAGCCUAGCUGGCCCCAGCACUUGUAUUCUGUGGGGGCCGCGGCCGUCCUUGUUUGUGAGUGUGCACAGUCCGGUCACAAGCAUCGGAAGGGAGGCGCGGGAGCCCAAGCUGCCGCCGCUACCCCUGCUGCCUCUACUGUUUCUGGCGCUGCCUUUGCUGCCCUGGGCUCCACUCAUCCAGCCUCUAUCCGCGGGUUGCGCAGCCUCACUCUGACUGGCUCGCUCCUAGCUCUCUUGAGCCCUAGGUACCCGGGUCGGGUCAGUAGCGUCCGCCGCAAACAGCAGCCCGUUGCCGCUUGCCUCUGCAGCCUCAGUUCCAGCUCUAGCUCCAUCCAGCUUAGAGGCUCAGGCUCGACGCUCUGCUCGGGCUCCGGGUGGCCCGGGGUGCCCUCGAGACAUGUAAAGGGCCCCGCAUCUGUCCAGGACCUUCGUCUGGGAAGCCAGUAGCAGCAGCCGCGGCUGCAGGAACCGUGCCCUUCCUCCUGGGGCCAUCCAGGAGCCCCGACCCAGAAGCAGUGGAAGUUUACGUCGUCCUCAGCAAAGUUGGGACGCUGCUUCUGGGGCUGCUGCUGCUGUUAGUACCAGAGCCGCAACGGGACUCUGGGAGGGUCGAUCUGGGCACUGGAGUUUGUCAUCUCGAACGCACCUAAGUAACCUGCAUUAUUUCACAAAGAAGCACCUUACUUGGAGAAAAAUUUCUUUCCUGCUGUCUCAGGGCAGGAAAACAAAACAAAACAAAACAAAACAAAACAGACCCUAGACACUGAGAGGAUGGUGUUCCUUCACUGGAGUGUGCUCUGGAUGCUCUUACCCCUGUCUUCUUGGACCCAGAAGUUACCAACUCGUGAUGAAGAGCUAUUCCAGAUGCAGAUCCAGGAUAAAGCACAGUUUCAUGAUUCAUCAAUGUUGCCAGAUGGAGCUGAAAUCAGCAGUUAUCUCUUUAGAGACACAUCAAAAAGGUAUUUCUUUGUGGUUGAAGAAGACAACACCCCUCUUUCUAUUAUAGUAACACCAUGUGAUGCACCUUUGGAAUGGAAGCUGAGCCUGCAAGAGCUGCCUGAGGAAGCCAGUGGAGAAAGUUCAGGUGAACCAGAGCCACUUGAGCAGCAGAGGCAGCAAAUAAUUAAUGAGGAUGGCACUGAGUUAUUCUCCUACAAAGGAAAUGAUGUGGAAUCAUUUAUGUCUUCAAGUUCACCAUCUGGUUUAUACCAAUUAGAACUUCUCUCCACUGAGAAGGAUACCCACUUUAAAGUCUAUGCCACCACUACACCAGAGUCUGACCAGCCCUAUCCUGAAUUGCCCUAUGAUCCACGAGUGGAUGUUACUUCUCUAGGACACACCACAGUAACUUUGGUAUGGAAACCCAGCCCCACAGCCUCACUGCUCAAACAGCCCAUUCAAUAUUGUGUGGUCAUCAACAAAGAGCACAACUUCAAGAGUCUCUGUGCUGUUGAAGCCAAGAUGACUGCUGAUGAUGCCUUUAUGAUGGCACCCAAACCCGGACUAGAUUUCAGCCCAUUUGACUUUGCUCAUUUUGGAUUUCCUUCAGAAAAUAGUCCUGGCAGAGAACGGAGCUUCUCAGGCAAGCCAGUUCCCAAGCUGGGGCGGCAUAUUUAUUCCAAGGCUAAGGUGGACAUUCAGAAGAUCUGCAUUGGCAAUAAGAAUAUUUACACAGUGUCUGAUCUAAAGCCUGACACGCAAUAUUAUUUUGAUGUCUUUGUGGUCAAAAUGCCCAGCAAUACAAGCACUGCUUAUAUUGGUACCUUUGCCAGAACAAAAGAGGAAGCCAAGCAGAAGACAGUUGACCUCAAAGAUGGAAAAGUCACUGAUGUUUUUAUCAAGAGAAAGGGCACCAAGUUUCUCCGGUUUGCUCCUGUCUCAUCCCAUCAAAAAGUCACAUUCGUUGUUCACUCCUGCCUGGAUAUUAUUCAGAUCCAAGUCAGGAGAGAUGGGAAACUUCUUUUGUCUCAAAAUGUCGAAGGUGUCCAUCAAUUUCAGCUUAGGGGGAAACCAAAAGCCAAGUAUCUCAUUAGGCUGAAAGGAAACAAGAAGGGGGCCUCUAUGCUGAAGAUCCUGGCGACCACACGAAUCAAUAAGCAGUCAUUUCCCUCUCUUCCCGAAGACACAAGAAUCAAAGCCUUUGACAAGCUCCGUACAUGUUCUUCAGCAACAGUAGCCUGGUUGGGAACUCAGGAAAGAAACAAGUUUUGCAUCUAUAGAAAGGAAGUAGAUGAUAAUUACAAUGAAGACCAAAAGAAAAGAGAACAGAACCAAUGCCUAGGGCCAGAAACAAGAAAGAAAUCGGAGAAGGUUCUCUGUAAAUAUUUCCACAGCCAAAACUUACAGAAAGCAGUGACUACUGAAACAAUUAAAGGCCUCCAACCUGGCCGAUCUUACCUUAUUGAUGUUUAUGUUAUUGGGCAUGGAGGGCACUCAGUGAAAUAUCUGAGUAAAGUUGUGAAAACAAGAAAAUUCUGCUAGUGACUUUGCAUCAAGAAAUAGACUUUGGGAAAGUUCAAGGUGAACAUUAUAGUACUUAAAGUGUAAACAAUUGACUAUCACACAGCUGAGGGAAGUUGUGAUCCAUAUUUGUACUGUGUAAGAAAAGAUAUCAACUUGUAUAUUUAUGUUUACCUAUGCCACUCUCAUAUGGGACUGGACCAGGUGCUCCUGGAUGGCAUCUGGAAGAUGUAUUAUUGGGUGGUCCAGCUCCCCACUGGACUCUUGGUUUAUGUCAAUAGCUGCAGAAAACAUGGAGGGGGGGGGGAAUCUCUUGCCAUCUUUGCUCUCACAUUGCAUGAACUGCUUCUAAAUUAUCUUAUUACUUCAACCCUGAAAGAUGUCAUUCAUUAGGUCAUACACAUACACACACACACACACACACACACACACACACACAGAUACUCUCUGUAGAUUCUAGGUUGUCUGUAAAUUAUUUUAUAAAGUCUUGUUUUAAAUGUUGGUGUUUUAUGAUUGUAAACUAUUAAAUUCUUGCCAUGACUAAUUACCACCUUAAUAUCAGCCUGUACUCUGGUAGCUUUCAUCACAAUUCCAAAUUCCUGUCUGGUUGAUGUUUAAAUGCUGUACCAUGUACAAAGCUGAUGUAUCUUAUAUUCUUGUAUAUAAAAUUAAAAAUAUUAGAUUAUAUAUUCCUUCUUCUUGCAUUGUAAUGUAGACAGGAGAAACAGCCUCCUGAUGGAAUAAAAUUUCUACUUUAGCCCUUUCUGUAAUGUGGCACCUAAAA